AUUUAUUUAUUUUAUGAGCAGUCUGAACAAGGGACGCGCGACAGAGGUGACUUCACCGCGAGACCUUGAAAAAGAGUUUAUCAGUAUGGCUAAACUUUUUGCUGGCAGAGAGACAGAACAAAACUGGGAAGCAAGGGAUGCCUCUGUUCGUCGUUUGCGCAGUUUACUUCACCAGUUAGACAAAGUAGACGCUUGGAAAGGAGCUAUGAUAGCUGGACUACAGGACAUUAUGAGUGAUAUCAUAAAGACUAUCCAUAGUUUGAGAUCGUCUGUUGCUACUGAAGGACUUUGUUUGAUACAAGACAUUGGAGUUACCCUAGGAGACAGCUUAAAUGCAUACACAUUAGAAAUCAUCUUGACCAACUUGCUUAAAUGCAGUAGUGUGACAAAAAAGAUGAUUGCCACCAAAGCAGCUCAAGUAACAAACUUAUUCUUGAGCAACACACAAUUCCAUACAAAGAUUGUCAUGUUAUUGUGCAAGACAAUCAAUGAGAAAAAUGUGCAAUUAAGGCAAUACGCUGCUACGUACAUAAAGACAAUACUAGAGACACAUGGAUCAAAAGACGCUAUUCGAUCUGUCAUUGCUGAAAAACUAGAAGUAAACCAGUCUAUCGAAAGUUUUUUAAGGAAAGGAUUAGCAGAUGGUUCUCCUCAUGUGAGGGAAGCUUCUCGGCAGACAUACAGCGUUUAUUAUGAUUAUUGGCCUGAUGCAGCAGAAAAGCUCUUGAGAUCCUUAGAUAGUUCUGUACAGCGCCUAUUAGAAAAGAAUUCACCUAAAAGCUCACCCAAGCCCACCAGUAGACCACGCAUGCUUAGUAGUAGAUCGAAUUCUAUGUCAUCUGUUUCUUCAAAGACAUCUACAUCAACAGCAGCCACCAGUCCCUCUUUAUUUAAACGACCCAAUUUGACAAGAUCAUCAUCAUCUCAUACCAUUCCUAAGCCUAAUACUAUACCAGCCACUUCCUUAGAAGUAAAAAGAAAUCAACAAAUAAGUCGUCUAUCGCACAUUUCUAAUGUUUCUGCACCUUCUACUACAAUUCAACAUAAGCUAAGCAAAAUAGCAUCCACAACAACUGCCUCAAGACGAACACAGUCUGAGUUCCAUCAACAAUCUAUAUUGGCUUCAGCGUCUUUGUUACACAUGUUGAAAAGCAAUGAUCUACAAAUGCAAUGUAAAGGCAUUCGUACGCUCUCGGAAAGACUAAGAAACACAUCCUAUCACCCUUCCCCUACAUCUAUUAUCUUGCCACCCAACGUGCCUUCCAAAAUUGAAGUUUUACCCAUCUUGAUGGAUUGGAUUUCUCGUCAUGAUCUAGACUUGAGACUCUAUCAAUUACUGAUGAGUUGGGAGUCACUUGCUGGUAUUUUUGUCUAUAUCAUGUCUUUUAAUUAUUAUUGCCCUACUCUCAUCAUUGCAGAUCAGGAAUGCAGACACAAGGCACAAAAAGAAGCAGAUAUUAUGAAGGUUUACAGCAAAGGUCUGACGAGAAUCAAAAUGUUUUUGAAGCGAAAUGAUCCUGAACUACCACAACGACUGUUGGAUAUUGCCAAAAGCGUGACGGAAGCUAAUUCAGUGAAUGAUAUCCAAUUGCUCGAUGCCAGUGUGAAGCGCGACUUAGUUUUGUAUCCUCAGUAUAAAGAAAGUUUACUGUAUGGCUUGUUUAGCUGGAUGGAUCAACUUGUGUGUGAUUAUGUUGGAUUGCCAGAAGACGAAGACUCCGAAGUACUGAUGGAAGGCUCACAAUGGCUAAAUGUGUCUGAAAAAGAAUCAUCUGCUGGUCAAUGGUUUGAAGACAAGACAAAUAUCCACUCUUUUGUUCAGUUUGUCAUCAAAUCACUCUUACAAACACCAAGUUAUGAUAUACUUUCUUGUAUGGCAAGCCAUUUGAAAAUGGCCAAUGAACGUGUGUUUGAAAGUGAAAUGAAACUGUUGUCGCAACAACACAGGAUGGUGAUUGAAAAGGCUUUAGGCAUUCAACCUAUGUCUCGGCUAGAUGCAUGGAUACAACAAGAGGACUUUUCACUAUUAGAAGAGCAAGGUAGUACGGGUAUGACACAAGAUAUAUCAAAGAUCAAGCUUGAAUUUGAACCUAGUUUUGAAGAGCCAAUUGUGGAAGAAGAAAUGCUGUUUGAUUUGGAACCAAUAAUGGAUGAAAGAUCAUUAGAUUCACCACCACCAAGAGAUGAAUUACCUCCCUCACCCAUAUUACAACCUUUAUCACAGGAAAAAAAGAGACUAGCUCGCUCUGUUUCUGAAUUAAGCCCUGAACGAUCUCAACCAAAAAAGAGAAGGCUAAGUGAAGAUAUGGAACCCUUUUUAGGGAUAAUAUCACUCAUCAAACAGAAUAAGGCUGAUACAAGCACAUUUCAACACAUUCAGCAACUUGCCACUACAUCUAUUAUUUGGCCUACAUCAUAUCAACAGAAAUCUGUAUUGCAUUUGUUAAUAGAAUCCCUGAUAGACUACUUGCAGCAUGAUCAAGAACAAUCAGAAGCUCUGCAAAUACAAGCUAUUCUGACUAUCAAAAGCUUAUUGACGCAUCAAUCAACAUGGUUCAAGAAUGAACAGUCACUUGUUUAUCAGCUUACAAGAACAUUUGUAGGGAAACAGACAGACAACAAUAGUAACAUUUAUUCUGUAUUAGAUGGUGCAGUAGACAGAUUGCUUGAAUUAAUGCCACCAGAUUAUGCGCUAAGCAUCUUAUGGGAUAUAUCUAAAGACAAAGACUAUCCAUUAGGUGCUUUAUUCUCCCAUAUCAGUAAAGUGGCUCCAAAGUCAUCAACAAAAGCCCUUGAACAGUCACUGCAGAACGGUGCUGUUGAUGUUUUGAUUCGAGUAAGCUUUAUGGACCUUAAAAUAAUCAAGUCUAAUACCUCCUUUCUGUUAGGGCUAUAAUCAUGCCAGUAUAUCUGUACGUAAAUCAUGUGUGUUAGCCUCUGUGGGUAUUCACCAUGUUCUUGGUGACUCUUAUAUAAAAAACCAUCUCUCUGUACUAAGAGCAGAGCAAUUAACGCUCUUACAGCACUAUAUUACAAAACAAAAAAAUACCUUUCUGUAAAUAAAUUCAGGCACACACUGUUGUAGAAAUCAACCACGUCAUGCUGUGUUUAAACACUUGCGGCAAUCUAACUGGUCGCAAUAUGCUUUAGA
This is a messenger RNA of Gilbertella persicaria, 3151 nucleotides long. Its product is annotated as clasp N terminal-domain-containing protein. NCBI's taxonomy places the organism in Eukaryota, Fungi, Mucoromycota, Mucoromycetes, Mucorales, Choanephoraceae. Gene Ontology annotation, cellular component: spindle microtubule; mitotic spindle midzone; microtubule organizing center. The transcript has 6 exons. The record is from RefSeq and is a predicted model, not a curated record. Gene Ontology annotation, molecular function: microtubule binding. The coding region runs from base 395 to 2896 and encodes 833 amino acids. Gene Ontology annotation, biological process: mitotic spindle assembly.